UGUUGUGGUGCCACGCCGACCCGUAGAGAACCGUCGGACAACAACUAAAGGACAAAGUUGUUUAGCCUGUACAAUGUUGUAGCUAAAAUCUCAUCAUUUCGUUUUAAUUAGCGACGAUGUGGUUCACCAGGCGAGUCCUCUCGUCGGUCGCUCAGAGGAGUCAGUAUGCAGGACAGCCCGGCUUGUUCCGGCGCCCUCAGCACUGCUCCCUCCCUGAGCUGGAGCCGCGGUACCUCCAGUGCACAUGCUGCUGGCGGAGCCGGGUCCCCGUGGCGGGCUUUGAGACCCUGGACGCCACCCUCGCCCCCAGUUCCGCGCCCUGCAAAGAUGACAGUAGGCCACUGGACGCCUGCUACACCUCCGAGCAACGAGACGCCAUCCUCCAGCUGCUCAACAACGCCACACAGUCAGAGCUGGCCGGCGUCAAGCUCCUGAGAGGCCGCAAGUCGCUCAACAUUGUCGAGUACAGGACUAAAAACGGACCCUUUAAAACUCUGGAGAGUGUGGUGAACGUGCCGCUGCUGAAGCACAAAAGUGCUGUCACGGUCUUCAACUGCAUACUCAACCCGGCGAAGAAGGAGAAGAAAGUAAAGAUCCAGCUGGCCAAGUUCAUCAGGCCAGAGGUGGACAGGUCCUGGUUGGAGGAAGCCAGUUCCAUUGUGUCUCUAGUAUGUGGGACUAAUAAAAUCGCCUGGACUCAUGUGGACCGUGGGAUGACAGUACUGGACUGGCAACAGCUGGAGUGUCCAAAUUUCUUGAGGGGAACGUACAUGGCUUCUGCUUACUUGAAUGAUGUCUCUGCAGUUGUGGAACUCCUUCCAUCAGCUGAUUUCUACAUAAUUGAGAAAUCCUCCAUCUCAGUCCAGAAUACCGCUCUGUUCCCCGUCAUGGCCCACAUGAGGACUGUGGAGGCCAUGCUGUUUGCUCUGCUUGAGCCAAGAAACUCACCACCUGAGGCCAAUAUUCCUCCCAGGGUUUUGAACAUGAUGCGUACUCCUGUGGGACGUCACUUUGGACUCAUGGUGGGCGAGUCGCGGACCAGUGGGGCGCAGACAGUCCAAAAACUGAUGACCGAGUCGGUGACGCAGAAGUUUCCCAGGAUAAACUUCCCCCCAGAGCUGCUGGUGAAGUACAGGAAUUCUUUCCAAAUGGGCAGCAGAAGAGGAGGGGAGGAACUCUGCGACGCCCUGCUUCAGGCUGUCGCUUUUUACGAGCUGCUCAGUGAAUCUUCAAGUUAGCCACCACAUGGACUGAUCUCAUGCCCCAGCUGGGCACUACUAUCUUUAAAACAAGCAUCCUGAGAGGCAGUCUGAGCCCUUUUGGACUUUUAGCAAAUGUUAACUUCCUGGACAGAUUUGGUGGUGGUUGAUGGCAAAUGUAAAGUAUUAAGUUGUUUUUUUUUCGGUUACAUAAAAGUAUUGUUUUUUGGGACAGUGAGUGUGAGGGUUGCUGUGAUGUUUUAUUUCUGCUGUCGACGUUCGAUCCAGACACCUGCAUAAACAGCUGUCUGCCAUCUUCCUGCUGUCUGGGGAUUUUCACUCCUGUUCGUUUGGGAAACAAGGAUUUUUAGGAUUAUGAAAUAAUUCAAGAAUGAAAAGCACUGCACUGAUCCCACAUUCUUUAAAAAUCAUCAGCAUAAUUUACUACAAUCAAAUUUUUAUUUAAUUUUCAUGGUUGUAUGUAUAUAUAAAUAAAAAGUGACUUCUCA
Messenger RNA from Chelmon rostratus (copperband butterflyfish), 1708 nucleotides. It is a transcript of the gene tefm, whose product is annotated as transcription elongation factor, mitochondrial. Lineage: Eukaryota; Metazoa; Chordata; Actinopteri; Chaetodontiformes; Chaetodontidae. Gene Ontology annotation, biological process: mitochondrial transcription; transcription elongation by mitochondrial RNA polymerase. Gene Ontology annotation, cellular component: mitochondrial nucleoid. Bases 117 to 1238 code for a protein of 373 amino acids. Gene Ontology annotation, molecular function: DNA polymerase processivity factor activity; nucleic acid binding. The record is from RefSeq and is a predicted model, not a curated record. The transcript is spliced from 5 exons.